Molecule: messenger RNA, 2292 nt
Organism: Chenopodium quinoa (quinoa)
Lineage: Eukaryota; Viridiplantae; Streptophyta; Magnoliopsida; Caryophyllales; Amaranthaceae
Exons: 5
Coding region: 1-2292 (763 amino acids)
Source: RefSeq, a predicted model, not a curated record
AUGAAACGAACAGAACAUAGCUGGAUGUAUGAAAGGAAGGUUGGACAUUUUAUUAAUCCGGAUUUUGUGAAAGGGGUAGAUGAAUUCCUUAAAUACGUGGAAGAUCAUCCCGAGAGCAGCAACCCGAAUGAAGUUAGGUGUCCAUGUUUUAAAUGUAAGAACAAGCGGCUAUGGUAUGCGGAAACGGUUAAAAUUCAUUUGUACCGCAAGGGUUUUGUGCCUAAUUACUAUGAGUGGAUGUGUCAUGGGGAAGGGUUUCCGGGAGUUCCUGAAGGGCCGUCAAAUGAAUACCGUGAAAUGGUUUUCGAUGCUUUUGGUCAUAAUGAAGAUCAAGGGCAUUCUGAAGAGGCAGAGGAGGAGCCUAAUGCACAAGCUAAGCAUUUCUUAGAUUUGUUAAAAGCUUCCGAACAACCAUUAUACAAAGGGAGUUCGUUGUCUGUCUUAGAGAUGGCUGCCCGAAUUACUAGUCUUAAGUGCGAGUAUAAUUUGCCCCAUAGAUGUGUUGAUGGGUUUGCUUCUUUGGUCAAUGAGGCUAUUCUUAACAACAACCAUAUGGCCGAUACAUUCUAUGAGGUGAAGAAGAUUGUAAAGGGGUUGGAGUUGCCUCAUGAAAAGAUUCAUGCAUGCCCGAAAGGAUGUAUGCUAUUUUGGAAGGAUGAUGUUCAACUAUCUUCUUGUCGGGUGUGUGGUAGCGACCGAUACAAGAAGACUUCCAAAGGUAGCUUAGUGCCUUUGAAUGUUUUAAUUUACUUUCCGAUCACACCGAGAUUGCAAAGGCUCUAUGCAACCAAGAACAUUUCGGAGGAAAUGACAUGGCAUUCGAAAAAUCCUCGAGUUCAAGACACAAUGGCGCACCCUAGUGAUAGUGAAGCUUGGAAACACCUUGACAAUUGCUUCCCAGAAUUUUCCAAUGAGCCUCGUAAUGUUCGACUUGGCUUGUGUACAGAUGGUUUUGCUCCUCAUGGUAAGUUUGGGGGACAAUAUUCUUGUUGGCCUGUCAUAUUGACCCCUUAUAACUUGCCUCCCUCAAUGUGUAUGAAAAGACAACUCAUGUUUCUUUCAUUGCUUGUUCCUGGUCCUAAGAACCCUAAGGGCAAUUUGGAUGUGUAUAUGCAACCGCUGGUAGAAGAGUUGAAGCAUUUAUGGGAAGUUGGCGCAAAUACUUAUGACAUUUCAAGGAAACAAAAUUUUAAUCUUCGAGCAGCCAUCCUGUGGACCAUUAGUGACUUCCCAGCUUACGGUAUGUUGUCUGGUUGGACCACAGCGGGUAAGAAGGCUUGUCCUUAUUGUAUGGAUAAAAGCAAAGCAUUUUGGCUUGAACAUGGUGGCAAAGUUUCUUGGUUUGAUUGCCAUCGCCAAUUCCUUCCAACAGAACACCCUUUUCGAAAAAGCAAAACUGCAUUUUAUAAAAACAAAGUAGAAAAAGGUUCAUCGCCACACAUCAUGUCAGGUGAGGAAUUGUGGGAAUGUGUGAGACACCUUCCAAAGGCAACUGAUGGAGCGGAGGCAUUGAAACACCUAAAAAAAGCAAAAAAGGGGUGGUUCAAGCAAAGCUCGUUGUGGGAACUUCCUUAUUGGAAGCAUUUGCUCAUCCGUCACAACUUGGAUGUCAUGCACAUUGAAAAGAACUUCUUUGAUCAGCUAAUCCACACCAUAAUGGAUGUGAAAAAGCAUACAUGUGACACGCCAUCGGCUCGAAAUGACAUUGCCAAAUAUUGUAAACGGCCACAACUUCAUAUGGAUGAAGAUGAUAGAGGAAAAGAGUUUAUGCCAAAAGCCCCAUUCGCUCUUGACAAGGCUCAAAGAAAAGUGUUGUGUGAAUGGGUUAAACAGUUGCGUUUUCCAGAUGGAUAUGCCUCCAAUUUGAGAAGAUGCGUAGAUUUACAAGCCUGUAAGCUUCAUGGAAUGAAAAGCCACGACUGUCACGUGUUCAUGGAGAGGUGUUCCAGAUCAUGCCAUAUCACAUUCGAUCCUGAGAUCGAACGAUCUUUACAUAGACAAAAGAAUCUUUACAGGCAAAUCCUGGCGGGUUCUGGUGAUAACAAUAAUCGCCUAGACCCUCCAACUGAUUCUAGCGAUUCAGAGGUAUCUUCAGAUCCAGAAUCAGAGAUGGCGAUACCUAAGAAGCUCAGCAAACUAGGGUCACACAGGACCAAAUCAGACUGGGAGACUCUUGUUUUAAAUUUUUAUAAUAAAUAUUACCCUGAAGAGAGAACAGCUGUACUAAGGAGUGCCAUUCAGAACUUUGCCCAAGUUCCAGAUGAAACUCUAUAUGAGGCUUGGGAGAGCUAG